AUGAGCGGAGAACCAAUCGAGCUCGCCAAUCUUGGAGCCGUGGAAGCGCCAACGGCUGCAGCGAUAUCUGAUUCCACUGCACCGCUUCCUCAAUACCCUCGUGGUAUCCGCUUGGUUCUGAUCACAGUCGGCCUUAUCCUUUCCAUCUUCCUCGCAGCUUUAGACUCGACAAUCAUCGCUACAGCAAUUCCGAGUAUCACCACCCAAUUCGGCAGUAUCAGCAAUAUAGCCUGGUAUGGCUCGUCAUACUCUAUCACUAACACUGCGUUCCAAUCCGCGUGGGGCAAAGCUUACCAGUACUUUAACCUCAAAGCGACAUUCAUGUGUGCGAUUGCAGCGUUCGAGAUUGGUAAUGUAAUAUGCGCAACUGCACCAUCGAGUGAGGUGUUGAUCUUUGGAAGGAUCGUGGCUGGCAUGGGCGGUGGUGGGGUGAUGACAGGCGCGUUCAUCAUCAUCGCAAUUACUGCUGGGCCGGAGUACAGAUCAGCGUAUAUGGGUGUGCUGGGUGUGACGUUUGGAUGUGCGAGCGUCGUAGGGCCGUUGAUGGGUGGUGCUUUGACAGAUGGCCCCGGAUGGAGGUAUUGCUUCUGGCAAGUCAACCUAGCAUCAUAUGUUCAGACAUACGGUUUGCCACCACUAGAAGCACUCGAUCGGAUGCUGAUCAGUCUACCGAUCGGUUUCGCUGCAGCGCUCACGAUGUUUCUUUGCUUCAAGAACCCCGAAAAGCCCAAAGAUGUACCUCUCCGCGAGAAAGUAUUGAAUCUGGAUCUUAACGGCGCAGUCUUACUCUCCGGGUGUUUCUCGUGCUUCAUUCUGGCCAUGCACUGGAUAGGCAUCAUACCUUGGACGAGUGCUCGUGUUAUUGGCAGCUUCGUGGGCUUCGCAAGUCUCUUCAUCUGCUUUGCCGUCAACGAGUAUGUCAUGGGCAGCCGUUCUAUGGUACAGUUUCACUUGUUCAAGAACAAAUUGGUUUCAGCCAAUUUGCUCUAUGCCAUGUUCCUUGCUGGCGCCUUCUUCCCACUUAUGUAUACGCUACCCAUUCAGUUUCAAGCUGUCGACAACAACACGGCUUCGCAAAGCGGUAUCCGGCUCAUCCCGCUUGUCAUGGGCGUCUCGGUCUUCACCAUGAUAUCGAAUGGACUGCUCACAUUUUGGCGCCAUUACAAGCCCUUCUUCUUACUUGGCGCACUCUUUGCUGUGGUUGGCAAUACGAAGAUACACUCCCUGGACGCCAGUACACCAAUCAAAGACUGGGUUGGCUUCGAACUCUUGACAGCCAUGGGAGUUGGCCUCGCUCUUCAAAUCCCGAUGAUCGCGAACCAAGCCCUGGUUCCCGUUGAAGACCUGGGAGCAGCAACAUCUAUGUCGCUGUUCAUGGAGAAUUGUGGUACUGUUCUAUUUGUCGCAUCGGGUGAAGCCGCAUUCACGAACGGACUCCUUUCAAGUCUUGCCCGUAAUUUGCCACAAGUCGAUGCGAAAGUGGUAUUAGAUGCCGGCGCGACGCAGAUACGCGCUCUUUUCUCAGGUCACGAGCUGGAGCAGGUGUUGGGUGGAUAUCUAGAUGGUUGUAAGACAAGUCAUAUCGUUACUGUAGCUUGUGGAGCGAUGGCUGCGGCGAUCAGUUUGUCGAAUGCAGGGCCGGCAGCCAUCAAAGAGUUGAAGAAGAGUAUCGAAAAGAGCCAUGAGCGAUGA
Molecule: messenger RNA, 1692 nt
Organism: Alternaria postmessia
Lineage: Eukaryota; Fungi; Ascomycota; Dothideomycetes; Pleosporales; Pleosporaceae
Exons: 2
Coding region: 1-1692 (563 amino acids)
Biological process (GO): transmembrane transport
Molecular function (GO): transmembrane transporter activity
Source: RefSeq, a predicted model, not a curated record